GCGAGCGGGAGCCGGCGCGUGCGAGACUCUGCUCCUUGUGACCAUUACCGAAAACAUCUCUAUUGUGCCGAAUAAUAAAACAAAAGUAAUUGAAACGAAAAUUAAAAAAAAAAAAAAAAAAAAAACUAAUUUUUUGAUUUACGAGCUGUUGAGUUACGAUUAUAAACCAAGUACAGUUGUCGUGGAGAAGAAAGCUGCAAGGAAGUUGUUGAGUUUGUUGCGGCAGUUGCCGAGGAAUCCUCGACACGUUCAAAAUGAAAAUCACGACGACGAUACUGGUGGCCUGUCUGUGCAUCGCCUCAGCCGUAUCACUUCCCUUCAAUAAUGGACUGCAAUCACAGGCUCUCGAUCAACUGAUGGUAGACGAGACCGUGAACGAUCCGACGUUCAGAAGCAAAAGGACAAUCGGCAUUCUGCGACAGCUAUUUCCUGACAUCACCAAGAUGAUCGAAGACAAGGUCAACGCCAUUGUCGGCGAGAUCAUCAAGAUCUUCGGGCCCGUGGUGUUCCAGAGCAUCCUCGGGGGCAACAAGAACGCGGGCGGCGGUGGUGGUGGCGAGGGCGCCUCCAAGUCGUCCGGCUCGACCGUGGAGGCGAAAAACCCCUUCGACGACGACGACGCGAGCUUUACGGACGACGACGACUUCUUCAACGCUCCGGCUCAGUCCGGCGGUGGGUCCAUGGUGUCGGUGGGUUUGCCUACGGGUAAGGGCGUCGAGUCGACCAGUGCCAAGGUGGAGGAGACAUCUAGCUCCGCGGGACCGGAGCCCGAGGGGAGUGGGGUCGUUACCACGGCGAGCUCGAGAGAUCAGGAGCUGACCACGGUGCGGCUCGACGACAGUGCCACCAACUCGGUGCAAUGAUCGCGAGGGGUUGUACAGAGUGUGGUCGGAAAGAGAUUGUAGACGAAAAAGUAUAUAUUUUUCGACCCCCUCCCGUCGUUUGCUGGGCAGUAUAGGUGUUGGUUGGUUGGAUGAAGCGAACGAGCUGUACUUUAUGCGAGAUUUUGAAAAUUUCGUUGGGCAGUACUUUUGGCGUGGCUCAUACCUAUUUCCUAUACUUUCGUUGAAAAUAGAUUAAGAUUAUUCGAUACUAGAUGUUUCGUUAUGUACGCAUAUAUUAUAUGUAUACUUACUUUUCUCCCUUUUGACUAUAUCAUACGGGAUGAUUUUCACAGUUUUUCUUUCUACCUUGUAGUAUCUAUACGUUUUUUGUCUCAUCCUUUCUACGAGAUAUUUUUAUUCCAUCAUAAUUAGUCCCAUUGUUUUACUUUGUACAUCUAUUCACAACUUUUCAAAUGGUCACUGUCUGUGAGACAACACCAUAUGUAUCAUUCAUGUUGCAGCUAUUUCCCUCCCCCCUUUUUUUAACUUAGUUGUUUCCACAACAAAAUUUUAUACUUGCAAAUGAUGAUAUUUAAAACUUUUCGUCAUCCAAUUCGUUACCAUAACAACUCCGUUUCACCGCAUCUUCUCACAUCUCUUAUUACUUUCAACUGUUGCACUUGUAUUAUUUUAUUUUAUUUGUUUACAAUUUCCAUAUAAUCCUAAAACUAAAUGAACCAAAGUACACGAGUUAAACUCUAUUUAAAUUGUGUUACUAACAAAAUAGAGUACAACUUAGCGAUUAAAUACUAUUAAUCAAACUAGACAAUCAAAAGUUCUCUAGACCCAUCAUAUAAUAUACAUAUUAUUAACUUUCCCUAACAAGUACUAAGAACUUUUCUACUUUUCGAAUCAAUUAAAAAAUAAUUAAUGUACAUUUGUCGGAUCGAAAGAUCCACGCAAA
This is a messenger RNA of Copidosoma floridanum, 1788 nucleotides long. RefSeq lists its product as uncharacterized. NCBI's taxonomy places the organism in Eukaryota, Metazoa, Arthropoda, Insecta, Hymenoptera, Encyrtidae. The record is from RefSeq and is a predicted model, not a curated record.